Zootermopsis nevadensis is the source of this 3879-nucleotide messenger RNA. Lineage: Eukaryota; Metazoa; Arthropoda; Insecta; Blattodea; Termopsidae. The record is from RefSeq and is a predicted model, not a curated record.
UGAGCCAAUAUUUCAUGUACAAAGUGAAACAUAUAACUACACAACAUGAUGUACAUUUCACAUAAUAUAUCAACCUGAGUGGACAGAUGUAUUCCAAUUUGGAGUACAUAUACAUUCCAUAUGCAUUCUUUGUGAUUCUGCAUACCACUUUGGCAUUCAAAUUCAGUUGCUGCAGACACGAACUCAAUGCUGCAACUAUCAUACUAAACACCAUAAUGUAUAUGGCCACAAAUAAUUUUUGCUCGUUAAAUCAUACCACUAAAUCUUCCAAGUAAAAGUCCUAGGUGCUAACGAAAAGUGAUUAAAUUUGAGUUGAGCUUCAUAUAAAGUAACAGUUAGAUUGUGACAAUAUAAAUCAAAAUUAAAUUUGUCCAACAGUACCAAAUUCAUAAAAAUUAAUUGAGUAGUUUUCCAGACACUACACAGAAAGCACAAUGAAAUGAUACAGUGUGAAGUCUACAUCAUUCCAUUUGAAAUAGGUAUGAAAUCAAUAGUAAAUUCUCAGAUGCAGUCAAGACUUCCACACCGGCAAUCACCUCCAGGGACAGAGUCCCACAUGGCACAGUCAGUGAUCCUUUGUCCUCAGAAAUUACACUUAUCUACAAUGAACAGCAGCAAAACAAGUUUGGGUACACAAGUCUUCAAAGUAAUGUGACAGGAGACAAACUGAACUCAAUGAAUAAACUGCAGAACAUUCACAACUAUACACCAGUACAUCAAACCACUAACUUACAGAAACCAACGGAACACAUUAACAUCACCCCAGAAAGAAGUAUCAGCAAUUAUCAGGCAGCCGUUAGCAACAGCGGUCAACAUAAUGUAAACUACGUGAACUCUGGUUCUUCACUUGGAAACAGAAUUGCAAGCAGUAAAAAUAUUUAUGACACAGUGGUAAAUUUUAAUCAAGCUGACCAGCAUGUAAAUAACAGUGACACUUCUAAACGGACACAAGUAAAAAACUUCAGUUUUAAUGAGCAUAUGGAUCUAGGAGAAACUGAAUAUAAAAUGAAACGCAUAACAACCAGCAAUAAUAAAAAUGAAGAAGCCAGAACUGAGAUGGAGAACUUUAAACAUGGAUUAAAAUACCCAUCAAUAACAUAUGAAGACAAUGUUGCAAGUGAAACAGGAAACACAUAUAAUGUUGCAGGUUACAUGAACAAAAGACCAACACAAGACAGUGUGGAGAUCAUUAACAGUGGAAGAGACGUGUUCUUAAACCACAAAGACCACGCAUACAUGUCAGUACAAGGUGAAGAUCACAAUGCAAAAGUCAGACUGCAAACCUCAUCAUAUGAAUCGCCAAGAGGUUUAUACAGGCCCUUUUCCUCACCUAGCAGACCUCCUAUCUCUCAAUACAAGCACAUACCACCAAGACCAUUUUAUAUCCCUGCAGACACGGAUUCCCAUGAUUUGGAUACUUCAUAUUACGGCUUAUCAUUCAACAGCCCACACAAGUCACCAAGCACAUCAUACAUAUCAAAACCCACAGAUUCCAUUGGAUCAGCAAGUAUACCUUACAGUUCAGUAGCCAGUGGUCCAUUUUGGCCACCCACUGUAACAUAUGUUUCACCAUCCCGAAAACCACCCAGUAUAUUUCAUGGCCCACCACUUAGGAAACCACCCAUUGCAGCACAUGAAUCACCACCAUACAAAAUGAGCCCAUCAUUUAGCCUCCCAUCCAUUGAUUUACAUCAGUUACCAAGCACAAUGUAUUACUCACAGCUAAGCCCUUCAUAUGGAUCAGCACCACAAAAGAUACCUAAACUCCCAUACAACACACAACCCAGUAACCUUCAUGGGUUACUUACUUCAUCUUACAGCUCAACACCACAUGGCUCAAGGCCACCCAGUAUAUCAGGACCAUCCAGACCACCAUAUAGCUCACCACCCAAAAAGUCACCCAUUCCUGCAUAUCAUUUCCCAUCUGGUGAUUUAUAUGAGUCGCCAACUUCACCUCAUAGCUCAUUACCACAUUCCUCAAGACCACCCAUAUCAGAAACCUUACCAUCUCAUAAGUCACACAGGCCAUCAAAUGGUUCACCUCAGAAGUCACAUGGCCCUUCACAAUCUAGUGAGUUGUAUGACUCACCGAUUUCAUCUCAUAACCAAAGCCCACACAAAUCAGAUAGUUCAACAAGGUUGUCACACAGACCAUCACAUGGCUCACCACUGCAAAUAUCACUUAGGCCCUUAUCUGAGUCACAAUCCAGUGAGUUAUAUGAGCCACCAAUUUCACCACACAGCUCAACACAUGACUCAAGGCCACCUAGCAUAUCAGGAAGCACAUCAUACAGGCCAUCCAAACCAUUCCAUGGUUCAACACCAAAAAUAUCCCACAGACCUUCAUAUGGCUCAGAAUCUACCAACUCCUACAAGUCGCCAUCUUUAUCUAAGGGCUCAUCAACACAUUAUUCAAGGCCACCCAUAUCAUCACAUGAUUCACCAGCAAAUAAUUUCCAUAGGCCUUUAUAUGACUCAGAAUCUACUGACUCCUAUGAGUCCCCAUCUUCAUCUUACAGCUCAUCACCACAUGGAUCAAGGCCACCAAGCUUAUCAGAAAAUUCACAAUCAAACAGGCCAUCACAUGGUUCAUCAUCCAGUGAUUCACACUGGUCACAUACCUCAAUUUCUGACACACCCUCUGGUGAUUCAACUAGCACUUCCAAUGGCUUACCAUCUAAUUUAAUUUAUAAAGCACCAUCCAGUACAUUUCAUGGAUCUCUGAGUUCUGAUGAGGGGGUUCCUGUGGGUGCCACACACACAUUUGUGAAGACGGAUCAUCAUGGCAAUGUCAAGUGGGGAGUGCAUCACAGCAUAGACAACAAGUAUGCUGACAGUCAUCACUAAGUACUGCAGUCAUUUGGGCUGGCAGAUGAGGUCAAUGAGGCACGAGUAAGGCGUGAUGGAGGUGGUGGCGGCCAUGGUGUUACUGGACCUGUGCAUACUUUUGUGAAGACAGACAAGCAUGCACACUUCAAAUGGGGUGUGCGCCAUCAUGUUGGUCACCACUAUGCUGGCUAGGGGAGCAUAAUAGGCUAGAUACCAAAGGACGCAGAUAAUAUUCAACAGUGUUUAAAAUUUUAGGAACACUUUCUGCUUAUUUUAAAUUCCAGAGUUGAUGAAUGUUCAACAUAAUGUGGAAUUUACUAAAUUACCAGCAUGAUUACAUCCUUCAGUAAUUUAUAACAGUGUGAAGUAAAAUUUCCCUAAUAGAACUUCAUGAGAAAUUGCAUGUUUUCUACUUUCAGACUAUAACUCAUUUCUUCUGUAAUAAAGUGCCUGUCACUUUAAAUGUUACUCAAUAUGGAGGACUUUCUUGCAUGAUACUUUUUAAUUUUAUUUAUAUACAUUAUUAAAUUUGUUAUAUUGUUGUUAUUUUUACACUUGAACUUUCAUAAUAAAUUAUAAUUCAAAGAUGUUUUAACAUUGCUAGAUAUAAUUGCUAUCCCAAAAAAUCUUUUGUCUGUAUACCUGCAGCAGCAAUGAAGACAUCUUGAUGGAAACAUUAAAAUGUGACCACUGACAUGGUAUGACCAACUGUAAUUAUACCUCUCCACUACACAUUAUAUUCAUAUCACAUGACUCAGUCAGUCAAGAGGACCUUGUUUAAAAAAUUGGGCUAUAUCAUUCAAAGGUGAGAAUGUAAUAAAAGUAGAUGAGUUAAGUAUGAUAACCUCUUAAAAAAUUAUGUGUCUAAUAUUCUGAUUCCUCUAAUUUGGAGCCUCUCAGACAAAUUUUAGUACAGAGAAUGAGGAAUUAAUCUUUGUGUGACUCACUUUCAUUGAUUACUGUAAAUUGUUAGGCUAAUUUCUGACUGCAUUUAGUUGUAAUGUAACGUAUUAAUCAUAGCAAAAAAUAAAUUAAACUACACAAGCAUAA